Molecule: messenger RNA, 918 nt
Organism: Penicillium canariense
Lineage: Eukaryota; Fungi; Ascomycota; Eurotiomycetes; Eurotiales; Aspergillaceae
Exons: 1
Coding region: 1-918 (305 amino acids)
Biological process (GO): nucleoside metabolic process
Molecular function (GO): catalytic activity
Source: RefSeq, a predicted model, not a curated record
AUGGCCUCGGCCAAGGCAGUGCUUGAGGAGAUCCACCCGAAUCUUGCCGUCCACCCAAGGGAUACCAAUAAUUACAUCUUAGGGCGAAUUGGGCCCCACAAUGUCGUGCUGGCAUGUCUGCCCUCGGGCGUAUAUGGCACUACUUCAGCCGCAGUGGUAGCCACGCACAUGCUUUACACAUUCACCCGGAUCCGUAUCAACUUAAUGGUUGGUAUCGGUGGAGGUGUGCCCUCGGUGAAGAACGAUAUUCGAUUAGGAGACGUGGUUGUCAGUAGUCCUACGCGGGGGUAUGGAGGAGUCAUUCAAUACGAUUUUGGUAAAAACAUCGGACACAAGAUCGAGAUGACCGGAGUUUUAAACAAACCACCGCAGUCUCUUCUCGUUGCAAUUGCUAGGUUGCGGACCGAGCAUCUGAUCGGUGGGAACAAGAUUUCCUACUAUGUCGACGAAAUGUUGACAAAUAACCCGCUAAUGGGGUCCGACUUCCCCGAUCUGUGCCCAGAUCAGGACCGGCUUUUCGAGGCCGACUACGAUUAUGUCGGCCCUGCUGCAACAUGUGACCAAUGCGAUAAAACAAGAGAGGUAGUGCGACUUCCACGGACGACCCGCAGCCCCAAAAUACAUUACGGACUGAUCGCUUCGGGAAACCAGGUUAUGCGGCAUGGCAUGACACGGGAUCAACUUGCCAAUGACAUGGACAUCCUAUGCUUUGAGAUGGAAGCGGCAGGGCUCAUGGAUAACUUCCCUUGCUUAGUGGUGCGAGGCAUCUGUGACUAUGCAGAUUCGCAUAAGAGCAAAGAUUGGCAAGGGUACGCUGCAGCGACUGCAGCGGGCUAUGUUAAGGAUCUGUUGUCUGUUAUGUCUGUCGCUCAGAUCUACUCGAUCCCCGUUGUCGUGCCGUCUCUGAGUGGAGAUUAG